Carlito syrichta (Philippine tarsier) is the source of this 872-nucleotide messenger RNA. RefSeq names its product SRY-box 15 (gene SOX15). The transcript has 2 exons. Gene Ontology annotation, biological process: anatomical structure morphogenesis; positive regulation of transcription by RNA polymerase II; cell differentiation. Lineage: Eukaryota; Metazoa; Chordata; Mammalia; Primates; Tarsiidae. The record is from RefSeq and is a predicted model, not a curated record. Gene Ontology annotation, molecular function: DNA-binding transcription factor activity, RNA polymerase II-specific; RNA polymerase II cis-regulatory region sequence-specific DNA binding. Bases 132 to 833 code for a protein of 233 amino acids.
UUGGGGAUGAUAGAUACUUUUUAAGGACCUGAGUUCCUCCACAACAACUCCAGACUGGAAGACACUUCAGGGUCAGCUCACUUUGAGGGGAGGGCAUUCAGGACGCCCUCCUUAAGGCUUUCCCUCAACCCAUGGCGCUACCCGGCUCCUCACAGGACCAGGCCUGGAGCUUGGAGCCUCCGGCUCCUACAGCCGCUGCCUCCUCGUCUUCGGGACCUCAGGAGCGGGGGGACGCUGGAAGCCCAGUAGUCUCCGGGGGGCUUCCCUUGGAGAAGGUGAAGCGGCCCAUGAACGCGUUCAUGGUGUGGAGCUCCGCUCAGCGCCGCCAGAUGGCGCAGCAGAACCCAAAGAUGCACAACUCGGAAAUCUCUAAGCGUCUGGGCGCGCAGUGGAAGCUGCUGAGCGAGGACGAGAAGCGGCCCUUCGUGGAGGAGGCCAAGCGGCUCCGCGCCCGACACCUGCGCGACUACCCCGACUACAAGUAUAGGCCUCGGCGCAAGGCCAAGACCUCAGGCGCCGGGCCGUCCCACUUCAGCCAGGGAAGAGGCAGUCUUGCCGGCGGCGGCCCACUCUGGGAACCGGGGUGCGCGACCACCCAGGCGAGCAGAGGCUUCGGAUAUAGACCCCCCAACUACUCGACAGCGUACCUGCCCGGCAGCUAUGGUGCUUCCCACUGCAAACCGGAUGCCCCAUCACCAUGUUCCCUCCCUCAGAGUGACCCUAGGCUCCAGGGAGAGCUGCUCCCCUCCUACAGCUCCUACCUGCCCCCAGGCUCUCCCACUCCCUAUAGUCCUCCCCUCUCUGGUGCCCCCAUGCCCCUCACCCACCUCUAACGCUUAUGGACAAAGACCUCCGGAAAUGCAUCAUUCUUU